Oreochromis niloticus (Nile tilapia) is the source of this 4791-nucleotide messenger RNA. RefSeq names its product ephrin-A3b (gene efna3b). Gene Ontology annotation, molecular function: ephrin receptor binding. Bases 637 to 1302 code for a protein of 221 amino acids. Gene Ontology annotation, biological process: axon guidance; ephrin receptor signaling pathway. Gene Ontology annotation, cellular component: plasma membrane. Lineage: Eukaryota; Metazoa; Chordata; Actinopteri; Cichliformes; Cichlidae. The record is from RefSeq and is a predicted model, not a curated record. The transcript is spliced from 7 exons.
UUUUACUUUCACGCCAUCGGUGGAGGUCGAAUAGUUGACCAAAAAAAGAAGAAGAAAAAACUUAAAGUUGCAGUGAUGCCUGAUGGACUGCAGCUCGGCCACAAUAUUGGAGGAAUGCGCUUUUGUCGCUCGCGGGGGGUGGAGUUAAAAAGUGAACGAGUGCUGCCUACCAAACAGAGAGAGGCGGAGAAGGAGGAGAGAGAGAGAAGGGAGAGAGACGGGUGGGCAGGGUGCUCACCGUAAAGGAUGGUUGUCGGAAAGAGUCUUGAAGACCUAAUGAAACUGGCUGCUUGAAUUGUUUGCAGCGAUAAUAGAGCUCAGUGGCGUGCUUUGCGUUUCUCGGAUCCUUGGACGGAAAAGAACUGCAGUAGCAUCCUGACAAAGAAGAAAAAGAACAGUUAGGGACAAAAAGAGCACGUAACUCUUUCCCGGCGCACCGGGCUGUUUGGUGCUCAACGAAAGACCGACCUCCUGUUUGGACCCAGUACCGUCCUCCCACACUCCUCUGGCGGGCUCACAAGCAGCAGUUCCCGGCAUUUGCUGGGAUGUUUGAGUCGCGUUGGUUGGUGGGGUGAAGGGACCGAGAGUGUGGCCGGAGAGACCAAAGGAUCGGAGGCCGAGAGAGGAGCCGAGAGCAUGGCUCUGGUAGCGCUGUCUCUCUGGGUGCUAACGAGUCUCACCUGGGCGAACCUGCUCCAGGUGUCAGCCAACAGGCAUACCGUUUACUGGAACAGCUCUAACAUACAUCUGCGUAGGGAGGGCUACACAAUGCAGGUGAACGUCAACGACUACCUGGACAUCUACUGCCCUCAUUACAACGACAGCCAGCGCAUGGUGGGCACCGGAGAGCAGUACGUCCUCUACAUGGUCAGCUAUCGCGGUUACAGGAGCUGUGAUCCCCAGAUGGGCUUCAAGCGGUGGGAGUGUAACCGGCCUCACGCCCCCCACGCGCCCAUCAAGUUCUCCGAGAAGUUCCAGCGCUACAGCGCCUUCUCGCUGGGCUACGAGUUCCACGUCGGCCAGGAGUAUUACUACAUCUCCACGCCCACUCAUCACCACGGACGCGCCUGUCUGAGACUACGAGUGUACGUCUGCUGCUCCACGGCUUCUGAUGUGGACGAUGAGCCAGGGCCUACAGAUGGAGUCUACACGCUUAGACCAGGCCUAAAAAUUGAUGAGCUUGCUGAAUUUAAUCCUGUUAUUCCCAAGCUGGAGAAGAGCGUCAGUGGAAGCAGCCCAUCCAGGGAUCGCCUUCUUCUCACCGUGACGAUGCUCUUUUUGGCCGCUCUGUGCAUCUCCUAGCAACGGCCAUCCCAUCAGCGUCACCAUGCCAACUAGCCUUGGGAAGGUGUACAAUAUCUGAGGAGAGGAUAGGAGAGGAGAGGCAAAUAGAGCAGAAAGCAAGAGGAGCAAGACUUUGAAAUUAGAGUUUGGAAGAAUCACAAUGUGUGUGUGGGGGGGAGUGCGUGUGUCUUUGUGUGCGUGCGUGCAUGUGUGUGUCUGUGUGUGUACAGCUGUGUGUUUGAGGGAGUGUGGUUUUGGCAGAGUACAGGCACCUUCAGGCACUUGGUGACACAGACUGAACCAUAUCUGGCAUUAAAGUCAGCCUGUGCCCACAGGUGCAGGUGAGGGUAGACUGUGUGUGUUUUUCUGUUUCUGUGUGCGUGAAUGUGUGUGUGUGUAUGAGCAGGCCAAAUGUUGAGCUUGUUGAAUCCUGCACACCACACAAAGCAUUUAUUCCACAGGUGAGGUGGAGCUAAAAUCCUAAUAAAAAGAUGAAAUCCAACCACCAAACUGAAACCUAUUUGAAGACUUUCCCUUGGAUCUGAUUGGCUGUAAGAAUCCUUAAGUCUAGUUGCCAUAGUUUCUUGCAACAAAGAGAACUGAAAUGAACUGAUUCAUAUAGAUUUCAGCGGUACUGAACUGAAAUUGCCUUUUUGUUGUUCUUGUUGUUGUUUAUCUUGAUGCUGGGAGCUUUUCCCAGUACACAGAGGAAAAAAAAAAUGGAGCCAGCUGAUGAACUAUGUUGGCCCCGUGUAGUCAAAGUAGUCGGUAGUUCAUACACAGACACACCCUGGGACUCCAGACCACCAGUGUUUCAGUUGCCAUUUCCACUAUGCUGUGUCAUUCUGUGUUCACCAUCAGCGCUCAGAAGGCAAAAGGACAGAAAGGGGUCAUGGGAAAAUACAAAGCAUUUAAAUGUCGACUCACCAUUUCUAGGAAAAGAUAGAAGAGGGGGAAAGGAACCCGAACAUGUGGCAUUGACAGACAGUGCAAAGGUGUGUGGACGUUAGAAGUUGCUGUGGUACUUUUCUGUCUUUUCCUUGAAGUACUCAGUUCGUCCUCUGCCAGCUCCGAGGUUAAUGAAGCACACGAUGGCCAUCGAGCAGCCAUGGAUACACUCAGCAAUACUACCCUCCUCACAAACGACUGCAAGCUGUUUAGAGGAGAGAAAGAGGAGCCCGGAGGAGGGGACGAGAGAGGAGGAGCAGUCACUCACACGAGCAUCAAUAAAUAGGUCCUGUCCAAGCCAUGUUGGUUCAGCGGCCUGCUCUACCAACCCUGUUCUCUGUACGCCCAUAUGUCAGUUGCCACAUUUUUGCGUUUCUGUUUGAGUGUGUUUUAUGCGUGCCCGAGUGGGAAAAAACAAAACCAUCCCGAGUGUGCUGUUUGUCUGUGUUUGAGAGUGAGAGAGAGACUAUUUUAAAAGGUACUAACAGCCUGAAAAAAUACAUACAUCCACAUACUGUACAUCUUAUAAGUAUGAAAAUGCAAAAUAAAAAAAAAUCAAAACAUGACUAAAGCAGCAAGUUAUACAUACAAACCAAGUGCUUUGGUGGGGAGGUACAGCAAUCCAAAACUCAAACAAAUGUACCAGUUGGUUGCUUCAGAAUAGCGUUUCCAUAGCAACUAGCACCUUAUUCACCAUGGUUACCCUACCCUGCCAAUGGAUGGACUCUAGUAGGGCAUGGCUUACCAUAGUAGCUGAUAACAAUGAUGAAGGUGAUGUUGAUUAUAAUGAUAAUAAAGAGGAUGAUGACGAUGGACUGUGAGCUGGCCGUUAGUCGAUCAGGACUGACGCCACGCGGCUCGCCCACUGGUACGUGAGGCGUUCAAGUACUCGUGUAAAUGUCACAACAGAACAGAAUGGAAUUCUAAUGUAUUGAAAUCUGACGAGGUGAAAUGUGAUGUAAGCAUUUUUACAAACUUGAAGCUCAGUUUUCUUUGCGGUUGUUUUCCUUUCUUUUCUUUUCUUUUCAGUUUUGUUGAGUUUGCUGUGGUACAUAACUGCUUAUGUUGAGAUGGGAAGACGGGUUUUAAAAGUUUGAAAAUUGGGUUGGGUUAAGCUUUAUGUAAACCUGGGCUGCACUCUGUGAUUCUCUUCAACUCGUUCAACUUUAAGGUAAAGUUAUGCUGCAUACUAUGUUUUUAACAACAACACUGGUGCGUCGCUUUAUUUCCUUUAAAAGACGCUCCGGUGACUAUAUACAUGAGUUAGGAGAUAAUUAGGAGCAUUAGUGAGCUCGUGAGAACUUUUUUUUUAAUGUAAUCUCUGGCUCUGGGGUAUAGACUGUAAAUAAAAGAUGGGCACAGCCACAGUGACAUCACAUAUUGGUUUGUGAAGUCCAGUUUUGAAGCCAUUAUUUUAGCCUUUUGCCAACACUGCAAGCACAGGAAAGAGGUACAGUUCAGUGGCCUAACAGAAAACUACUGGCUACAGCUUCCUGUCAGUCCACAUGCCUAAUUAUGAUAACUUUAACCUUUAGAAAAGUUAAACGGAUAAGUAAACUAUGCUGAACUUUAGCCUUGAAAUUUUAAAUAGAUGUCUUGUUUAAUCAGUAAGGGCCAUGGCAUUUGAAAAAUAUAGGCUUGUACAAGACAUGACUUCUGAGAGGAGUUACAGAGUUGCAUCAUGGGAAUUGUAAGAUCAAGUAUUUUUGAGUUGAGGAUUUUAUAGUGUGGACAGAAAGUUGGUAUUUGUUAUCUGUUUUAUCUGUUCUCGUUUUCAUUUUGGCCACGUGCUUUUAUCUUAAAGAAUUCCCAGAUUUAUAGAAGGGAAGUACUAAAGUGAUAACCUUUUAAAAUAAACUAUGUCUGUUUGCUAUUAAUUGUAUAUAGAUAGCAUAUGUUUCACUGAGGCAGAGAUAUAUUUUGAACCUUUUUAAAGGUCUAAUUUUUACCUAUUUUGGCCUUUUUGGAGACCUAAAUAGGCUAAAAUGAUCAACAUGUCUAGUAAGAAAAACUGAAAAGAAUGCAAGAAAGUCUAAUGAAAUGUCACCCUGACAAGAGAUUGUGCCUGUGGAAAUAAACAACCAAUUAAAAGACCAUGUGUGAUCCAGCCCCAGGUGUACAUAUAGCUCAUGGUGGGAGGGUGAAGGAGGAAAGGUUUGGGUUCGGGUGUCGAGUGGGAGGAUUGAAGAGUUUGAAAGGUUAAAUCACUCUUCAAGAAGUUGCACUUAAGAACUCAGACACGCGGGCGAGAAAACAUGUAUGUGUGUUUAUGGGUGCGUUCGUGUGUGCAAAUUAUUGAGAGCGAGUGAGUGAGCGACAGACUCUUUGUUUCUGAUCUUUCCAUGUGUGCGUAUGAAUGAGAAAAUGUGACCGAUUGUUGUCUGGCAAAACAAUAAAAGCAUUUACUAGUGUUGGAAACAACAAUUACAAUCAUGUUUACCUUCGACUGGAAUGACUUUAAAUGAACUUGAAAAUAAACUGUAAACUGAACGAACCAUAACAGAGGUUAUAACAAUGAUCAUGAUAACAAAAUAAUAAGCUUACAAAUGUUACUUUUAA